Messenger RNA from Pestalotiopsis fici W106-1, 327 nucleotides. RefSeq lists its product as uncharacterized. The record is from RefSeq and is a predicted model, not a curated record. The coding region runs from base 1 to 327 and encodes 108 amino acids. NCBI's taxonomy places the organism in Eukaryota, Fungi, Ascomycota, Sordariomycetes, Amphisphaeriales, Sporocadaceae. The transcript is spliced from 2 exons.
AUGAAGUUCUCCCUCGUCGUUCUCGCCGCCGCUGCCGCCACUGGCACCGCAGCAUCGCCUCUGACCGUCAGCGGAAGCACCUCGCUCCUCGGUCAGCUCGCCCAGCUGACGUCGCUCCCGACAUGCGCCGUUGCCUGCAUCAAUGCCUCGGCGCAAAAGGCCGGCACGGGCUCGCUGUCGCUUCUUCAGCUCAGCAGUCUGUGCAAGAAUGUCACGGGCGUCCUGAAUGGUGCGACUGUCUGUUUGCAGACGUGCAAGCUCCCUGUUGCCCAAUUGACACAGGUCACUACUACGCUCAAGACCGUCUGCGCUACUGUGAAGCUGUAG